Magnusiomyces paraingens is the source of this 1452-nucleotide messenger RNA. RefSeq lists its product as uncharacterized. Gene Ontology annotation, biological process: transmembrane transport. The record is from RefSeq and is a predicted model, not a curated record. The transcript has a single exon. Lineage: Eukaryota; Fungi; Ascomycota; Dipodascomycetes; Dipodascales; Dipodascaceae. Gene Ontology annotation, cellular component: fungal-type vacuole membrane. The coding region runs from base 1 to 1452 and encodes 483 amino acids. Gene Ontology annotation, molecular function: transmembrane transporter activity.
AUGUCUCCUGAACUACUUGAAAUACCUCUUGAGCCACUCAGCUUGCUGGCACCCGUCGUUACCAAAAUUGAGUCUUCAAACAGUAAUCAGUGCACAAAUGAUACUCUGGAAACUGCUGUUGCAUCUGGUGUAUCUUUCAGAACAAACCCAGCAGAAUUCACUGAAGCGGUAAUCGAAACAUCAGAAGAAAAUAUCAACGAAGAGGAAGAUGAAGAUGAAGAUUACCCCGAAGGUGGAAUUGAAGCAUGGAGUGUGGUUUUGGCCUCUUUUCUAGGCCUUUUUGCAGUCUUUGGACUAUGUACAUCCAUGGGUGCAGUCCAGGCUUAUGUUGCAGUUUAUCAACUUUCAAAUAAAUCAGAAUCACAAAUAUCUUGGAUUUUCUCUGUUUUCAUAUUCUUUAUUUUUUUGCUUGCUUCCUAUGUUGGGCCCAUCUACGAUGCUUACGGACCAUACCAGCUGAUAAUUACUGGAACCUUUUUGUUUACAUUGGGUCUCAUUACUACAAGUUUCUGCGUUGAAUAUUACCAAUUUUUCUUGGCCUUUUCUGUUUGUACUGGAAUUGGCGGAGCUCUAUUGGUAACACCUAUUGUUUCAAUAAUUGGCCAAUGGUUUGAUAAACGUCGUGCCACUGCAAUGGCCCUGGCUACUGUUGGUGGAAGUGUUGGAGGUAUAGUCUAUCCUCUCAUGCUACGCAAACUCUACUCUUCCAUCGGGUAUCCAUGGGCUCUUCGGGUUCUUGGGUUUCUUUGUCUUGGACUUUUAAUCUUUUCUCUUCUUUUGAUGAAGACUCGUAUGACCACCCCAGAAGACUCUCGAUCAAUUCGUGAAACCGUUACUCGUGCGGCUACCAACAUGUUCGAUUAUCACCAACUCCAAGACCUUCGUUUUACUGGCCUUGCUGUUGCAAAUUUCCUCGGUGAAAUCGGCAUAACCAAUUGCCAAACAUUUCUGACCUCAUAUGCACUUGCACAAAACCACACAGAAGGGUUCUCCUAUUCCAUUCUUGCCAUUCUCAAUGCUUCAGGUAUUGCAGGACGUAUCAUAACGGGGUUUUUGGCUGAUAAAUUGGGUAGAUUUAACACAGUCAUUGCUUCUUGUGCAAUGUCAGCCCUUACGGUAUUUGUUGUCUGGCUUCCAUUUGGUGCCACAACCGCUGGUCUCAUUGCCUUUGCAUUGACACACGGAUUUUGCAAUGUUGGUAUCGUAGCACUUGCCCCUGCCUGCUGCGGUCAAAUCUGCAGAACACGGGACUAUGGCAAACGCUAUGGGUUUAUGUACUUUGUUGCAUCCGUCACUAUUCUCAUUGGCGUGCCUAUCUCUGGUGCUUUGAUUACAAAUGAGAAAGAUUAUACAAACUUUAUAAUUUUUGAUGGUGUUGUUUAUAUAGCUACGACCCUAGCUUUGCUUUAUUCCCGCUACGCUGCUGUUGGCUUCCGUUGGUGUAAAUGGUAG